Phytophthora nicotianae INRA-310 is the source of this 309-nucleotide messenger RNA. RefSeq lists its product as hypothetical. The record is from RefSeq and is a predicted model, not a curated record. The coding region runs from base 1 to 309 and encodes 102 amino acids. The transcript has 2 exons. NCBI's taxonomy places the organism in Eukaryota, Oomycota, Peronosporomycetes, Peronosporales, Peronosporaceae.
AUGAGUGGCGCUGCAAUCGAGCAUAACAUCAAAGACAUUUGGUUCCUCAGUGGAGAAGCUGAUGAAUUCCGCGUGGACGGUUUAAAGUGCACGGCCUGCACACUGUGGCGGAAAAUUAUUACUGGAGCACACCCGGGUAACCGAGAUUGCCCAGAAAAGUGUGUGGGCACCGUGCUUGUUCACAGGUCGCACACCAGUAUGGCCUCGUGGGCAGAUACUGCGUAUUGUAUGCAUUGGAGAAGGAGCCCGACGAUGGAGAUCAAGCUUCUCACGAAGCGUAACAUGGUACCGUUAGGACCAGAAGUGUAA